AUGGACGACAAGGAUCAGUCCCAAUCCAAACCAGAGAUCCAAUAUUGGAGCACAAUCUCCAGGGUCCAUCAGAUCAUGUCCCGAUCUGUGCGGAUCUUGAUAUCAGUCCCGAACUGCCCAGAUCCGGAUAUUCUCUGGGACCUUGUGGCUGUUCCUGUUGCAGCCCCAGCUACCAAGGAAGGCGUUGAAGCUUUAGCCGAUGCUAUCGUGACAGUGUUCUCGGACACAUGGCUUGCCCAUUUGACCGAGUCCAAACCUACCAAGCGCUCCAAGUCCUGGUGGAUGGAUGAGUGCUCGGACACAUUCGGAGUGUAUCAGCUGAGCUGCUCGCUGGCUGAUUACAACAAGUUCAAGAAGGUGUGUAAGAACACCAAGUGUGAUUUCUUCAAUGAACACAUCGCAGAGAUCGCUACUUCUCGCAAGCACCCGUGGGACCUGAUGGAGUGGGUCAAACAGCGCAAGCUACCCCCCUGUGAGGCUAUUCGCAACGGCGACCAGCCUUGUCAUGAUAUGGACGACCUCUGGGACACCCUUCACAGCACGUACAACUCAGCCUCGGGUUGUGAGUACAAUGCCUCAGUCUUAGACAAGCUUCCCGAUGAGCCGGUCCAUGAGUGGGCUGACUUCUUGGAGCAUGAGUUGUUGAGUGCUCUUACAGGGUGCUCCAACUCCUCUGCACCAGGACCAGACCAUGUUACAUGGGUCCACCUAAAGGAGUUGCUUAAGGACAAACACAUCCUUGCACUCUUCAUCAUGUUGGCCAAUGCUUGCCUCCGGGUGGGACAUUGGCCGUGUAUAUUCAAGGAGCUGCUAUUGGUCAUUGUUCUGAAGCUGAACAAGCCCUCCUAUGCAGUCCCAAAGGCCUUCCUGCCUAUCGUACUCCUCAUCACUUUUGGUAAACUUAUUGAGAAGAUGAUUGCCAACAGGAUACAGUUUGACGCUGUCAAACAUGAUAUCUUUCAUCCAAACCAGCUGGGCGGUAUCUGCCAGAGGUCAACUGAGGAUGCUGGAUUGAUUUUGACUCAUCUUGUGCGAGCAGGAUGGGUUAAGGGUCUCCAGACUAGCACGCUAGCUUUUGACAUCAUGCAGUUCUUUCCUUCUAUCAACCAUGAAAUGUUCAUGGCCGUUUUGCGCAAGCAAGGGUUUUCGCCGGUCUUGGUGGAUUUCUUUGCCUCUUACCUCAUUGGUUGUUCCACAGUUUAUUGCUGA
Molecule: messenger RNA, 1209 nt
Organism: Cyclocybe aegerita
Lineage: Eukaryota; Fungi; Basidiomycota; Agaricomycetes; Agaricales; Hemipholiotaceae
Source: the annotation of a GenBank genome assembly